Polyodon spathula (Mississippi paddlefish) is the source of this 4858-nucleotide messenger RNA. RefSeq names its product Yes1 associated transcriptional regulator (gene yap1). Gene Ontology annotation, molecular function: protein binding; transcription coactivator activity; transcription corepressor activity. Gene Ontology annotation, cellular component: cytoplasm; nucleus. The coding region runs from base 586 to 1926 and encodes 446 amino acids. The record is from RefSeq and is a predicted model, not a curated record. The transcript has 8 exons. Gene Ontology annotation, biological process: positive regulation of transcription by RNA polymerase II; hippo signaling. Lineage: Eukaryota; Metazoa; Chordata; Actinopteri; Acipenseriformes; Polyodontidae.
UUGAUGUCCCAGCCAAGGUUUCAGACAAAGUUUUAGAAAAGUUAAUAGAAGUUUUGAAAGUGCAGUGAUUUGAGAUGCGCAAAGUUGUGUGGCCUCUUGUAGUGGGGAAACCAUACAAAAAACCGACCAGCUGGAAUAUAAAUGCAGUUAACGACUCUUGACAGAUUGCAGUCGGGAAUCUGAAAGUUUGUUUUGCGACUGGAUGUGUGAGAGAAGAGAAAAUAACUUUUAAAAUACAGCGACUGACGCCUCCGGGGUUGGAACUGUGAGCACGUAUAGGGUUUUGUUGGGGCGUCCUUAUAGGCAAGAACAAAAGCCUGAAAAGUUCGCCCUCGAAUUACCAAGAUUGAGCUUGUAAACUUUAGGGUAGUUUUUAAAAGAAGAAAAAAAAAAUACUAAGGAAAAAUAAUAUAGUCGACUUGCUGGAGUACUGUUGUGUUACUGGCAUCUGAUUUUUACUUUUUGUUGGAUUUAAAUAAAAGGAAAAUUUAGUUUCUGUUUUUUUUUUUUUUUUUUUUUUUUUUUUUUUUUUUUCUUCUUUUGGUGUACUCGGACACCAUAGAGUUUUUUGUUGUUUUUGGAAGCAUGGAUCCGAGCCAGCACAAUCCUCCAGUGGGCCACCAGAUCAUCCAUGUCCGGGGCGACUCGGAGACCGAUCUGGAAGCGCUAUUCAACGCCGUCAUGAACCCGAAAACUGCCAACUUGCCCCCUUCGUUGCCCAUGAGAAUGAGGAAACUGCCCGAUUCCUUCUUCAAGCAACCCGAACCAAAGUCCCAUUCCAGACAAGCGAGCACAGACGCUGGCACAGCCGGCAGCCUUACCCCCCAGCAUGUGCGGGCACACUCCUCGCCUGCCUCGCUGCAGCUGGGUACAGUGUCCCCCGGCUCAAUCACAGGGCCAAUCCCUCCUGGCGCUCCCCCACAACACCUCCGGCAGUCCUCCUACGAGAUACCUGAUGACGUGCCACUACCUCCUGGCUGGGAGAUGGCGAAAACCCCUUCCGGGCAGCGAUACUUUCUCAACCACCUGGAUCAGUCAACGACCUGGCAGGACCCCAGGAAAGCCAUGAUGUCCCAAAUGAAUGUCGUGGCUCCUGCCAGCCCUGUGCCCCCGGUGCAGCAGAACAUCAUGAACCCAGCCACAGGCCCACUGCCCGAAGGCUGGGAACAAGCUAUAACCCCCGAGGGAGAGAUUUACUACAUCAACCAUAAGAGCAAGACCACCUCCUGGCUGGACCCAAGGCUGGACCCACGCUAUGCCUUGAACUCUCAGCGGAUCAGCCAGAGCGCCCCCGCGAAGCAGGCACCACCCCUGCCAGCCCAGAGUCCUCAAAGCGGGGUGAUGGGCAGCAACAGCCAGGUGCGCCUCCAGCAGCUGCAGAUGGAGAAGGAGAGGCUGAGACUCAAGCACCAAGAACUGCUUCGGCAGGUGAGGCCGCAGGAACUGGCUUUGCGCAACCAGAUCCCAACAAGCAUGGAGCAAGACGGCGGCUCCCAGAACCCUGUCUCCUCCCCCGGGAUGUCCCAAGACGUCAGGACAAUGACGACCAACAGCUCAGACCCAUUCCUUAACAGCGGGACCUACCACUCCAGGGAUGAAAGCACAGACAGUGGACUGAGCAUGAGCAGCUACAGUGUGCCCAGGACACCUGACGACUUCCUCAACAGUGUGGAUGAAAUGGACACAGGUGACUCCCUGGGUCCGAACGCCAUGGCCACGCAGCCUAGCCGCUUCCCGGACUACCUUGAUGCUAUCCCGGGCACCAAUGUGGACCUGGGCACCCUGGAGGGCGACAGCAUGGUAGUGGAGAGCGAGGAGUUGAUGCCCAGCCUGCAGGAGGCGCUCAGUUCCGACAUCCUGAACGACAUGGAGUCUGUGCUGGCCGCCACCAAGAUCGACAAAGAGAGCUUCCUCACGUGGUUAUAGAGGAGGCCGUUGGGAGGGGCACACAAGCAUCCUCCCCUUUUGCACAUACCCCACUGCAUGUGCGGGUCUCCUUGCAAAAACUGCGGCCUGACAAAAUCUGUGGAGGAGAUGAAGAUGAUUACUGUUCCUUUUUUUGUUUUGUUUUGUUUUUAUCACAUUUCAGUCUUUCAGGACUUGUUUCCUUUUCUGUGAAAGACGUUUCCUUUAUUGAUAUAUAAAAAGAAGAGGGUAAACAAGACAGAUGUGGAAGCAACUGUGCUUUUCUUCCUUGUCCUCAAAGGCUGGCCUCUGAAUUGACACUUUAAGGGCCUCCCAAAUCCUUCUUUGGACACUUACUGAUUCAAGUAUUGAGCCCCUAUGAGCAGAAUUGGGCCAGUGUGGGUAUUACUUUGUGUGUAUGUGUUUUGCAGACCUUUGCGAAAGUAAACCACAACAGUCUUCUGUGUUCUCUGCCUCACAUUUGGCCAAAAUCAUCAAUACCAGAAUUGAUGUACGUUGGGACGUCCUACUACUCCAGUUUCAACAUGUAGAAACAUAUUUUGUUUAUUCCUUUUCUGUGUGCCUGAGAAACCAAAAAUGACGUAUCUGAACAAGCGAAACGGAACUCUUCUCAGUACUGAUUUGGGAGUCCAGAGACGACGCCCAGUUUUGAUGAUCUCACUGCUGUGAUGGGAGGGGCUUAAGUGUUCAGAUCCUGCUGCCUGGCUGGGCCAGCGUGUGUCCUCACCAAAUCAAGUGCCUUCAAUUGUAUUGUUUUUAGGGGAGGAAAAAAACAUGUAAUGCAUCAUAAAUCAGUAUAUUAGAGUAAGAAAUAUUAAUAUGAUGCACCAUGAAUGUUUUUCACAUUCUACAAUAUAAUCAAAAUUAUAUUUCUGUCAAGAUCUGUUUUAAACAUUUUAAGAUAGUGGUUUUAUGAGAAAUAUAUAGUAAUGGGUAACUGGUGAUCUAUAUAAAAAAAAAAAAAGCGAAAAAAGCCCUUUAUUUUGCAUAGUCUUAUUUAAGUCAGAUGUGUCCUUGUGUUUUAUCUCUUUUCCUUUUUUUUAUGUUAGUAUUAUUUGUGUACAUUCAUGCCUUGCAUACAUUGUUAGUUGAAACAUAUACACUAGAUAAAACCUUUUCUUCUUCGCAACCUUUUUAAGUUGCUAUUUUAAUGGAUGGUUUUUAAAAGAAAGGCUUUUCAGCACAUUACUGUAGGGCUGAGUUAUUAGGGUGUUGUAACAGUUGCGUUUGCUACCCCUUCAGAAUCUGUCCAAGUUCUACGUGGGAAUGAAGAGAUUCUGUCACCAGGAUGUAAUGUUCUAUACGUCUCAAGUAUAAAACAGAACAAAACACCCUGCUUGGAACGCGUGCUUUCUUAUAUCCGAUAUGAAUCUCGCAAAGUACAGCAGCAGUGCUGGAAACAUUUUGUAAAAAUGUUUAUUAAAACAACAAGGCUGUCAAAUGAACUACUUUUCCGUAAGAAAGAUGUAUUCCGACUUUAGAAACUAAAGAGAAGGAAAAUGAGUCGUGAUCUGGAUGUUACGACCUAGUGGUGAUACUCUACAGAAACAUUUCUAUUCACCAAACUCUUGCCAUGUAAUGUGCUGAAGCUCGCUCAUUGCAGACUGUAAUGUAAGUGUAUGUUGGUUUGAGGAUCGGAUAGCACAGUGAGCAGCAGUUAGCUGGGGGCUGAUGGUUAUGUUGACAAUAUGCAAGUAUGGAUUUUAGCAGGUAGAGAUGUUUGAUAUGAAAAUAUAUGUAGGAUUUGUUUUGUUUUGUCUUUUUUAAUUACGGCUUCCAAAGAGUAUUUUUUUUUUUUUUAAUGAGCAACAACAACAAAAUACAGUAAUUGUAUAAUUAACCUUUUUUUUUUUUGUUUAGUUUUGCAUGGUUUAGGUAUUCUGUUCAGUGCCACCAAGUUCUGGUGUGUAUUGUUAGAAGUAGGUACGGAUGGAGCAAGGUGAGAAGCUUUGUUUAUUUAAUGUUAAGGAGUUGUAUUAUUUUUAUUUUUGGUGUUUUUUUUUUUUUUAGGGAGUGGAGUACAAAAGGCCAUUCAGAUGAACAAAAUAUAUAUUUUAUCUGCUGUUUACAUGUUAAUAGAAGAAUAACAAACACUUCAGUGGACGUAAAACGCCACCUGUUUUUAAAAGAACAAACAAAAAACACUUCCUAUUGUUCACACUACAUGUGAUGACUGUCGUUUGCGUUCAAACAGACUAAAAUAAUUAAUUACAUUCUCUGUAGCAACAAAACUAUAGGCCUCUUAUAACUAUUGUAAUAUAUUUUUUUCUUUUCGUAAAAACUGUGACCCCCCCACCCCCACCCCUCCUACCCACCUUACGAUAAAGCAAUCAUUGGAUGAGUGUUGAUUGUGGCCAUUCAUAAAACAAAGUUCUCCAGUGUUACCAUAGAAAUCAGGAGCCUAUGGCUAUUUUUUAUUAUUUAAAAAAAAAAAAAAAAAAAAAAAAAACAUUUAAGAGCAUAGUAUCUGUAAAAUGGUGGAGGUUUGAAAUAACAAUUAAACAAGCAGUCAGAGUUGAAGCAAUGCAACAAAGCAAAGUAUCUUCCCAAACAAGCGGUUGGACAGCCCUGUCUCUGCACGUGUCUGUGGAGCUAUUGCUAAACGGUAUUCUUUUUGUUGUUGUCACUGAAGCAUGGUUUUAUGCAAACUAGUGUGUGCUUGCCAGCAUAUGUAAUAGUUGUUGAGCUGUCUCUGUGUCUAGAGGUAGAACUAAUCACGUUUUAAAGGUUUUGUAUUAGAGAAUUCCUAAAUGCACACACAUUGAACUUGUAUUCAAUAAUGGAUGUUUUGAUUUUUGUUUCUUUUUUUCUUAGUUGUAUGAGCAUGCCAGUAUGUUAGACGCAUACAUUCUGUUACAUUAUAUCUCUUUAUAUAAUACUUUUUAAAUUGGCCUCUGUUCAUAUGGAAUAAAAUAUAUACUUUGUGGUAAAA